This is a messenger RNA of Phoenix dactylifera (date palm), 2897 nucleotides long. RefSeq names its product receptor kinase-like protein Xa21. Gene Ontology annotation, molecular function: protein binding; protein kinase activity; ATP binding. The record is from RefSeq and is a predicted model, not a curated record. Gene Ontology annotation, biological process: protein phosphorylation. Lineage: Eukaryota; Viridiplantae; Streptophyta; Magnoliopsida; Arecales; Arecaceae.
UUAUCGAAUAAUAUGCUUCAAGGACAUAUUCCAAUGUCAUUUGUGAACCUCUCCUCUCUAACUUACCUGCAGCUGUCCAAUAACAGUCUCACAGGAGGCAUUCCACAUUUCAUAGGAAGUAUGUCGACCCUUAAUUAUCUUGAUCUGUCAGCCAACAAUUUUAUAGGAGGCAUCCCUCCUUCACUAGGGAACCUUUCUACUCUCACUCAUCUUGAUCUAUCCCAAAAUAAUCUUGAAGGAGGAAUCCCUCCUUCAUUAGGGAAACUCUCUUCACUCACAACUUUCUUAUACCUAGCCUUUAAUAGUCUUUCCGGAACCAUACCACCUGCACUUUGGAACCUUUCUUCCCUCACUUUAUUUGGUGUUGAGAAUAACAAUCUCCAUGGGUCCCUUCCAUCAUAUGUGGGAGAUGCUCUUCCCCAGCUUCGAGUUUUCAACUUGUAUGGCAACCAGUUUCAUGGUCCCAUUCCAAUGUCAUUUUCCAACACCUCCAGACUUGAAAUCAUCGAUCUAUCUAUAAACAAUUUUUCAGGAAUUAUCCCACCAAGCCUAGGAAGAUUACAAGGUCUUUCAAAAGUGAUUCUUGCCUACAAUAUGCUAGAAACCAGGGAAGCUGCUGGUUGGAGCUUUCUUGAUGCUUUAGCAAACUGCAGCAACUUAAGAGGAUUGCAGCUAGACAACAAUAGGCUUGGUGGCAUGCUACCCAAAUCUGUGGCCAAUCUCUCCACAACACUGACAUGGCUUUCCAUGGGACAUAACCAAAUAUAUGGAAGCAUACCUUCAGAGAUCAGGAACCUUGCCAACCUGACCCUUCUAGAUUUGGGUCCAAACCUUCUAACAGGUUAUAUUCCUGCCACUCUUGGGAUGCUACAAAACUUGCAUGUAUUAGACUUGAAUGGAAACAACUUUUCUGGUAGAAUCCCAAUAAACCUAGGCAAUCUCACUCAGUUGAACCAGCUUUACCUAGGAUUUAAUGAGCUGAACGGAAGCAUACCCACCAGCCUUGGCAACUGUCAAAACUUGGAAUACUUGAGCCUUGAUCACAAUAAACUUACUGGUAGCAUCCCUGUGGAAGUCCUUCACAUCUCCUCCCUCUCGACAUUGCUUGGCCUUUCACGCAAUGCAUUGACAGGGCUGCUACCUUCAACAGUCGGAAGCUUGAAAAAUCUAGACAUUCUUGAUGUCUCAGAGAACCAAUUAUCCGGCGAAAUUCCUGAUCGUCUUGGUGAAUGUCAGGUCAUGGAGUACCUUAACAUGAGAGGAAACUUCUUCAAUGGAACCAUUCCUUUGUCUUUGGCCAAUUUAAGAGGCCUUCAGCUGCUAGAUCUCUCAUGCAACAACUUAUCCGGGCGCAUUCCAGAAUUCCUAGAGAGCUUUCGUCUGCUGCAGAAUUUGAACCUCUCUUUCAACAACUUGGAGGGUGAAGUGCCAAAAGGUGGUGUUUUUGGAAAUAUCAGUGCUAUUUCAAUCCAGGGAAACACCAAGCUCUGUGGGGGGAACCCAAAGAUGAACUUACCACCAUGCUCCAUUGAAAUACCUGCGAAGCGACACAAGUCUCCUAGACUCGCAAUUGUGAUCUCUCUUGUAGUCUGUGCAAUUCUCUGCCUGAUCGUGUUCUUCUCUCUAUUUGCCGCUCGCUGUUGGUCUCAAAAAUCACGAAGAGAAUCUCCGGCCAUGACAUUAAUCAAAGAUCAACAUAUGAGAGUAUCAUAUGCUGAUCUUCUGAAGGCAACUGAUGGGUUCUCUCUUGCAAAUUUGAUCGGAGUCGGAAGCUUUGGUUCAGUGUACAAGGGGAUUAUGGAUCAUGGUGACCAAGAAAUUGUUGCAGUGAAGGUACUCAACCUCCAACAACAUGGUGCCUCUAGGAGCUUCUUUGCUGAGUGUGAAGCCUUGAGAAAUAUUCGACAUCGUAAUCUUGUGAAGAUCCUAACUUCAUGCUCGAGCAUGGACUUUGAAGGCAAUGAUUUCAAAGCUUUAGUAUUCGAGUUCUUCCCUAUUGGAAGUCUAGAAAAGUGGCUGCAUCCAGAAUCUAGCGAGCAGAGCAACUCGAGAAAGUUAAGCCUAACCGAGAGGUUGAACAUAGCUAUUGAUGUAGCUUCUGCAGUAGAAUAUCUCCAUUAUCAUGGCCCAAAACCUAUAGUUCACUGCGAUCUUAAGCCAAGCAAUGUUCUGCUCAGCGACGACAUGACGGCACGUGUGAGUGACUUUGGAUUAGCAAGGUUCCUAAACAGGACCAUCAGUAAUUCAUUUCUCAAUCCGGUAAGCUCCAUGGAAUUGAAAGGAUCCAUUGGAUAUGUUGCUCCAGAGUAUGGAUUGGCCAACAAAAUCUCCACUAAUGGGGAUGUCUACAGCUUUGGAAUACUCCUGCUGGAGCUAUUUACUGGAAAAAGACCUACUGAUGAUAUCUUUACAGAAGGAUUCAGCCUUCAUGAAUUUGUUCAAAUGGCAUUCCCACAUGAAGUCCUAGGCAUCAUGGAUCCGCACAUGGUCUUGCAGGAGGAAGAUGGAGAAGCCAGUGACUACACUCGAAACCUGAGUGACAUAAGAGGAGAAGCGGAAAAGUGCAUAGCUUCGGUGCUUAAAGUUGGCCUUUCGUGUUCCAAGGAAUCACCGAUUGAGCGAAUGCAGAUGAUGGAUGUUACUAGGGAAUUGCAUGCAAUCAGAGAUGCAUUACGCUUGGAUAUCAUAGGAUGACAGCAAAAGGGGCUGGCUGUGAGAUGGUGUUAUGAUUAUUGCUCACUAGUAAUAAUAGGCCAUUGGUGUCAACCAUUUCGUGCAACAGAUCUUCGUCUAUUUAGUUGAGCUAAGCUUAACGCGCGGACUGCAGUUUCCAGAGAUCAGCAAAAGGAUACAAUUUGUAGGAAUUGCUGAAGAUGUCUUAAGAUCAUUUGCCAUUG